Molecule: messenger RNA, 3698 nt
Organism: Rhipicephalus microplus (southern cattle tick)
Lineage: Eukaryota; Metazoa; Arthropoda; Arachnida; Ixodida; Ixodidae
Gene: Uvrag
Product: UV-resistance associated gene
Biological process (GO): SNARE complex assembly
Cellular component (GO): lytic vacuole; endosome
Molecular function (GO): SNARE binding
Source: RefSeq, a predicted model, not a curated record
GGUGGCUUCCGGUUCCGCUGUUCAUGGAGGUGUGCUCCGCUGUUUGGCUACAGUUUGGCAUCCUUGCCGUAUUUGCUAUGCGGUGCAGGUCACAAUUGGGAAUGUGUUCAAGAGCAUUUGCCGUUAACAUUUGUACUCAUCAGUCGCCAGGACGCACAGCAUAGAAGCGGGAAUCAACGUAUGUUUCAAACUACGCUUUGCUGUCCCGCGCUGUGUGGUUUAAUGGCGAAGUAAACUUUCGCGCUACGGGGAAGUUGCCGUUGGCCGUGUAUACGCCCGCUGUUUACACUUCCCUUUGGUGUACGGAGAUGUGUAACUGGUGCACCGUAAACGGACCACGAUGGAAUUGACCGACUACGCUUUCGACACACGAAUACGCAGGCGUCACAUUCCGUUGCUCAGCAAUCAGAGGCGACUCAGACAUUUGACAGCAAUACAUGCCCGGAACGUCGUGUCAACCGAAAUAUCAGAGUCUGAGUAUUUUGGCCUUUUCUACACGAUUCACCUAAAUCGCGAUGAUCCCGCCAUUUACACCAGUGAAGUGUGCGAGAAUAAUUUGAAUCCGAUGUGGCAGCAACUACAGAUGGCGAAGUUCAACAACCUGCGGAAUAAUUCUUCCAAAUCUCUAGUGGUGCGAGUCUGGCUAACCAAGAAAAAUGACUCUUGUGCCACUUGUCUGAUAGAAUGGGAUGUCAAUCUUCAUGGGCUCUACUUUCUUGGUGAACAGGUGCCCAAGGAUGGAAGGAAGUUUCUCCCAAAUACGCUUCUUUUUGCCAUGCCAGAAGGCAUUUAUGGAGCUGCAAACACCAUUGUGCAGGGAACAAAGAGCGACACCUCGGGUCACAGCUUAUACGAAGUUCUUUACUCAGACCCAACUGUGAUCAGGAAUUCGUGCUCAGUCAACAGCCUUAAGCGUAUGAUGAUGACAGAGAGAGCGAUCAAGCAAACACAGGCAUCAGUGUCACGUGUACGCCGAGCUAUAGAGCAGCGUCUUCAGCAGAGGCUACAACUUCAUGAGCGUCUUGCCGAGCAGGAAAAGUUGCAACUUCGAAUAGGUCUGCUAAAAGAAGUCAUCGAAGAGCGUUCUCGGCAGCUUGAAAAGGAGCAAGUUGCCUGCAAAGUUAAAGCGCAGGAGCUAGCUGACAAAGAGAAGCAACUGGCGACUAUGGCGGCCGAGCUUGUGGAGAAACGGAGCACGCUAGUGGAAAGGCGGAGGCACUACUUUGAAGUCCGGGAGAACUUGCUCAAGACUUCCUCGCGGUUGUUGUUCAGACAGAAGGAGCUCAUCACCGAGCUGGCUUUUAUAUACCCCGUCUUCCCAGGAGAAAAAGGCUACACCAUCUGUCUUGUUCAUCUUCCUAAUAGUGAGGACUUCAGUGAUCGGGAUGAUCAAACAGUUUCGGUUGCCUUGGGUUACGUCACACACACACUGCUGAUGAUGUCUCACUUCUUGGACACGCCGCUUCGCUAUCCCCUUAUCCACUGUGGAUCUAUGUCUUCAGUGCGAGACAACCUCAUCGAGCAUUUUACAGACAAAGAGCGCGAGUUUCCCUUGUAUAUGAAAGGAAAGGACCGCAUGACAUUCAACUACGGUGUCUACCUCCUCAAUCGCAACAUUGCCCAGUUGAGGUGCUACUGCAACAUUGUUACCAAAGAUCUUCGGACAACCCUGCACAAUCUUCAUGGGCUUUAUGAGUUCUACAGCAUAAAGCAGAACAGCCAACCAAGCAGUGCACCGGUGCUAGUGCCAGCUUCUCCACUCGCUGUGCCUGUCAAAAGUAACAACAACACAGCCUCUUCACGGGAGCAGCGGUCAUCUGAUGAGGUGCUUUCGCCUCCCACAGCGAAACGCGAGGACAUGGAGCACAUCUUCAAAUGUGAGGAAGAGCCGUCGGGUGGCGCAGAGGCAAGCUCAGCCCCGCAAAAACUGAGCAGUUCUCUGGACAAAGGGCUGGACAACUUUCAGAGCACGGCUGCCACUGAGCCCGAGGACAAGAGGAGCACCGCAAUGCCUGUCAAGUUCCCAACACUGAAGAGCAGCUAUCGCCUAAGUGAACCAAACCUCCGAGAGUUCGAGACGCGCACCAUGUUCAAGGAGAGACGAGCAGCGACGGAGCACUUGUUGCCCGUGCCGCCUGUUGUGUACGACGCAACGGAGGAGAGUGGAUCGCUCAACAGUGGUGACGGCAUUGUAGAAGUAGCUGUGGACACACUGUUUGAUGCAGAUCUGACGGCACGGACAGAGCAGUUGGCUAGUGCGGUGCGCAGUUUCAGGACUUACUCGUCGGUAUCAUCGUCCAAUGGACCGAGCCCAAAGCCAUAGCGUUUUUCUCUCCCAUAGUGUAAAGGGAAGUGGGUUGGGUUGUGGAAACCCUGUGCAAACCAUUGUGUUUUUCUCUCCCAUAUUGUAAAAGGAAGUGGGUUGUGUUGUGAAAGCCCUGUGCAAGACUUCCUCUCUUGAUUACUAAAUUGAACUGUUUUGAAACGAGGAACUUCACAUCGGCAGCUCGAGACAGCUAGUUUCUGUUUAUACUCCUAGCAUCAUUGUCGGGCUUACAGAUGGCAGUAUGGUGUAUAUUUCGGCUAUGCCAAUUCGCUGCACAAAAGCCCGGCAGCUCUGGUUUGUUCUGUAUACAGGCUUGCCAAAUAUGUGUAGCCUUGGUAACGAAAUCGAUUACGAGCACUUCGUCUUUUCUAUACUAGAAUGAUGUCUCCUCUGGUAGUGACACCAUUUGUGCCUGUUUAUUGCAAACGUCAAAGAACCUGUUACCAAUUAAUGGUAAAUUUACUUGUAUAUUCACUGGUUAUUGUAAGUUAAAGAAGUUUUUAUGCUGUUAUAAGUGUAUUCGGCAUGUUAUAUUAUAUUAUUUUGAAUGUUAACGUAGUUAUAAGUGCACAUGUUUGUUCAGGAUGGCUACCAACUCCUGACUGUUGUAAAUUUUGUGUUAAUAAGUGAUAUCUCUUUUGUACUCUGCGUUUUGUUGUGAUGGCUUUUCGUGGGAACUGCCACAUUGCAGGUGAAAAUUGUAACUGUGCAAUGUAGUGAUAUUUGUUUGCUUGCAGUGGGGAUUUGCCACACGAGUUAUAAUCAUUGUGAUAUUAGUGUCUAUCUUUUCUACGAUGAGUGCUUGAGCACAGGACUUUUUGCUGGGAAACAAAAGUAACUGCUCAUGCUAGUCAAAAAGAUUAGAAAGCAUUGUAUUCAGCUUGGAUGUUUGAGAGACUGAAAUAAAACUUGUUUUCAUGGUUGACAAUUUCUUCAUGAUCUGUGAAAGAGCCUAUAAGCGACAUUGACAAAAAAUACGGGUGGUGCACUCAGGUGUUUAUUGUACUGUGCUUGAAUGCCUCAGAAAGCACUACCUCUGAAUAUUGAAUUGAAUUUUUUUAAUUGGAAAUGAAUUUGUCAUUAUGUCUGGCUUGGUCCCUGCGGUAAAAGUAAUGCAGGCAUGCUACAAAUAAAGCACGCUUAAAAGCUCCCUGUAUAACUUUCUUACUGCCAAAUAAAAUUGAAGCAUCACACUUUUCAGAAAGCUUGGUUUCUUAAGUUUAAAAAACUGGUCACUUGAGUUUUGAAUCGAUGUAUUCUUGAUCAGAUAGCUUUGCAUUUGCUCACAACAUCAUGGCGUUAUAUGCAUGGAUAAAGAACCCAUUUCUCCAGUAUGUUCAAUAAACGUGCCCUUUGUUUUUCGAAACUCGGA